This is a messenger RNA of Chironomus riparius, 551 nucleotides long. Lineage: Eukaryota; Metazoa; Arthropoda; Insecta; Diptera; Chironomidae. The record is from the annotation of a GenBank genome assembly.
CGUCUAUCAACUUAAUCUACUUUUUAUUAAUUUUGUUAAAAUAAAGAAAAGUUUCUUUUAAAAAAUGCCAAGAUUCGUUCUCGUGUGUCUAGUUCUUGUGAUUUAUUCCGUCAAUGCAUGCGAUGUUUUGACUGAGACGCAUCACGGCUGUAAGAUAGAAAACUCUCAGUGCAUUUGUGGAUUUGGAUGUAAAUCAGAGUUUCGAUAUACGACAAAAAAAGAAUGUACGGAUUCUCUAAAGGGAAGAGCUAAUGAUAUUUGUGGCAGGCAACCAUGUAUAAACGGAGGAACAUGCCUUCAAACAUCUCUUAGUCCUGGAUAUAAAUGCAAAUGUGAAGGAACCAGACACUUUGGCAAUCGAUGCCAGCGACCAUGUCCAAAUUCAAGAAAUUUUGAACAAUUCUCAACAAUUCCACACGAAUGCAUAGAAAUUUGAAAUUAGUACAUAACGUUCAUUAAUCUUAACAUUUAUUAUUUACGAUUUAAUUGAUGACCUUUUUUCACUAGGCUUCUUCUUUUUACAUAUAUGUAUUUGUAAUUCCUAUCCCGAU